Messenger RNA from Zeugodacus cucurbitae (melon fly), 750 nucleotides. Its product is annotated as peptidyl-prolyl cis-trans isomerase H. Gene Ontology annotation, molecular function: peptidyl-prolyl cis-trans isomerase activity. The transcript has 3 exons. Gene Ontology annotation, biological process: protein peptidyl-prolyl isomerization; protein folding. Lineage: Eukaryota; Metazoa; Arthropoda; Insecta; Diptera; Tephritidae. The record is from RefSeq and is a predicted model, not a curated record. Gene Ontology annotation, cellular component: intracellular membrane-bounded organelle. The coding region runs from base 143 to 694 and encodes 183 amino acids.
ACCACUGUGGUUUAUACUCCGCCGGUAAUUGUCAUUUAAAAAUUUAUAAGUUUAUUAAGACGCGGACAUUUUUCCGAAGUUGUGUGGAAUAAAGUAUAUACAUACAUAUAUAAAUCAUAUAAAUUUGGGAUACACGUAGAAAAUGCCGACAUGGAACCAAAUACUAUCGCAGCUACGCAACCCCAACAAUCCUGUGGUUUUCUUUGAUGUAUCUGUUGGUACCACGGAAAUUGGGCGAAUGAUUUUCGAAUUAUUUGCGGAUACAGUACCAAAAACAGCUGAAAAUUUCCGACAACUUUGCACAGGAGAAUACCGGCCAGACGAUGUACCAAUGGGAUAUAAAGGCGCUAGUUUCCAUCGGGUUAUUAAAGAUUUUAUGAUCCAAGGAGGUGACUUUGUCCAUGGAGAUGGUACUGGUGUAAUGAGCAUAUAUGGCGGCACAUUUUCCGAUGAGAAUUUCACGCUAAAACAUGAUUCGCCAGGCCUUCUUUCUAUGGCUAACAGUGGCAAAGAUACAAACGGUUGCCAAUUUUUUAUCACUUGUGCCAAAUGUAACUUCCUUGAUGGAAAACAUGUUGUUUUUGGACGUGUGCUAGACGGACUGCUGAUAAUGCGAAAAAUUGAAAAUGUUCCUACGGGCCCAAACAAUAAACCUAAACUACCAGUUACGAUAUCACAAUGCGGACAAAUGUAGAAGCUAAACCAUCUUAUUUUUAAAUAAUAAUACAUUUUAAUUAGAAUAAAACAUUA